AUGAGCAGGCCGGCGCGCGUCAUCGGUCGAACCCUGGGGUUGCGACAAACUUCUCGCCUUUUCUCGCGAGCUUCCACGACUUGUACGAAUCCUUCGACAUUCACCACACCGCGCAUUGCUAGACCCCUUAAGACACCCAACCCUUCUUCUCUUAUUCACACUCGCCACUUUCACACUCCAGCACGCACAAUGGGCCCCCUCCCAGCAUGCCAGACGAUCAGCCACCACUCGGACAAGGUGCGCAUGCUAGUGCUCGAGACCGACGAAACGCAUCCAGACACGCAAAAGGAGAUUGGCGGGUUCGGCGAGGUGUUCAACAACCUGUUCAUCAAGGCCGGUGACGACCACAACCCGCAGCUGGGCAUCGAGACGAUGAUGCAGUACAUUGUCGAGCCAGAGGGCGGCGAGGUGCCCGGGCCUGAGGACAUCCCGGAGGAUCUGCAUGCGAUCCUCAUUACGGGGAGCGAGUGGGAUGCCCACGGCGACAACGAGUGGAUCCUCAAGCUGAUGUCCUUUAUCAAAUACAUCUGGACGCACCGCCCCGACAUCAAAUUCACCGGCAUCUGCUUCGGGCACCAGAUCCUCUGCCGAACCCUAGGGUCCAGCGUCGCGCCCUCCGCAGACGGCGAAUGGGAACUCUCACACACGCCGAUCGCGCUGUCCUCGUUAGGGCAGCAACUUUUCCACACGCAAGACUCCCACAUCCACCUGCACCAAAUGCACCUCGACCACGUGCUCAACGCGCCCUCGCCCUCGACCUCCUCCUUGCUCACUCCAGACACAAAAGUCCACGUCUGGGGCACCACGGACCACACGGACGUGCAGGGCGUGUACAUCCAGAAGCGGCUGUUUACGAGCCAGGGCCACAUGGAGUUCAGCGAGCGGCAUGUGCGGCGGCAGCUGGAUAUGCGGGUUGAGGCGGGCAGUGUGGAGAAGAACGAUGCUGAGGAGGCGGCUGAGAGGGCCGAUUGGAUGCAUGAUGGGCUUGUGGUUGCCAAAGCUGUGCUCAGGUUUUUCCAUGGCGAUGAUGAUAAGCUGGCGUAG
Messenger RNA from Ascochyta rabiei, 1044 nucleotides. RefSeq lists its product as uncharacterized. The coding region runs from base 1 to 1044 and encodes 347 amino acids. The transcript is spliced from 2 exons. Lineage: Eukaryota; Fungi; Ascomycota; Dothideomycetes; Pleosporales; Didymellaceae. Gene Ontology annotation, cellular component: cytosol; nucleus. The record is from RefSeq and is a predicted model, not a curated record.